Molecule: messenger RNA, 3511 nt
Organism: Oryctolagus cuniculus (rabbit)
Lineage: Eukaryota; Metazoa; Chordata; Mammalia; Lagomorpha; Leporidae
Source: RefSeq, a predicted model, not a curated record
CCCAGCGACUUUUUCCCAGAAUCUCAAAUGGGUCACGGAAAGUUCUAGUUUCAGGAAUCCUGAUUCUGUUCCUUUUUAUGAGCAGCUAAACCCUUCCACACUCCCCACCCCGCACCUCAGCUUUGUUUUCUGCUUGAAAUGAUGAUGAGUGGGAUAUGUCUAAGGCGUUCACCUGCCUUACCUUUUUAUCAUUCUCCGACACAGCACUGAGGACAGCCCAGAAACGCUAGAGUAGGUCAGGGAGCAGGGAACAGAAGCAGGGACCAAAGACCCAUUAGAUGUCCUGAGAGACCAGGACCCCAUGAUCUUCAUGGCCAUGGAGGACCCACAAAAUGAUAAUGAGAGCACAAAGAUUGUUUGAAUGUGGAGGUCAGAAGUGAUGCAUUGCAAGGAAAGGGGCUAAAAUGAAAGCUUCUCCAGGAAAAAAAAAAAAGUGGGCUAAGAAAACAGCUAUAGGGAUUGUAGUCCAGACAGCAGGAAAAGCUGCUCUAUUUUUCUAAAUAAAUCAGUAAGACUUGGCUCACGGGGAGGGGGCCAGGAAGAGACCCAUGAGCCAUCACCACCUCUCCUGGCCCACCCUCUAACUUCCACCUGACCCUUCCUCCCUAACAGGACCGCACUCCCCAAGCUGUCCCUACCCCUGCCACAGGUGCCUCUGGGCAGGCUGUGCAUGGACAGCCCCAGCAAUGCCACCACGCCCUGCGGCUUUCUCCUGCAAGGCUUCUCAGAGUUCCCACACCUGAGGCCUGCACUCUUCCUGCUGCUGCUGGCUGUACAUCUCGCCACCCUGAGCGGGAACCUGCUCAUCUUGGUGGCCGUGGCCUCAGUGCCCAGCCGGCCGCCCAUGCUGCUCUUCCUGUGCCAGCUGUCAGCCAUCGAGCUCUGCUACACGCUGGUGGUGGUGCCCCGCUCCCUGGCCGACCUCACCAUGCCUGGCCAAAGCAGGGGAAGCCCCAUCUCCUUCCUGGGCUGUGCAGUUCAGAUGCAGAUGUUCGUGGCACUAGGAGGGGCGGAGUGCUUCCUGCUGGCCGCCAUGGCCUAUGACCGCUACGUGGCCAUCUGCCAUCCGCUGCGCUAUGCAGCUGUGGUGACCCCAGGAUUGUGCGUGAGACUGGCCCUGGCCUGCUGCCUCGGGGGCCUAGCCGUGUCCGUGGGGCUCACAGUGGCCGUCUUCCACCUGCCCUUCUGUGGCUCCCGCCUGCUGGUACAUUUCUUCUGCGACAUCACAGCGCUCCUGCACCUGGCCUGCACGCGGAGCUACGUAGACGAGCUGCCCUUACUGGGUGCCUGCCUGGUGCUGCUGCUGCUGCCCUCAAUGCUCAUCCUGGCCUCCUACUGUGCCAUCGUCGCCGCCCUGCGCCGCCUGCGCUCCGCCAGGGGCCAGCGCAAGGCCGCCUCCACCUGCGCCUCUCACCUGGUAGUCACCUUCCUGCACUAUGGCUGUGCCACCUUCAUGUACGUACGGCCCAAGGCCAGCUACUCCCCACGGUUGGACCGCACGCUGGCGCUGGUCUACACCAACGUCACACCGCUGCUCUACCCACUUAUUUACAGCCUGCGCAACCGCGAGAUCACCACUGCCAUCCGCAGAGUGCUGGGGCGCCGGCAACCAACCCAAGCCGUGGGUCAGGGUCUGUGUGAGCUGUGACAGCAGACAUGGCCCAAGCCAGAGUGGGAAGUUCCGCUCCAUACUGUCUACCAUGAGGUGUCUGUAUCGGGAAGGCUAGCGUGCAGAAUGGGAGUGGGGAGUGGUGCGGCACUACAAAUCUUAUUUCUGAAAAGAGAACUUGAAAACAUGUCCCUGCAAAGGGCACCUUGCCCCAUCGUCUCCCCCUCCCUUGGGAGUAGCCAAGACAAUGUAGUACAGAGCUCUGGACCUGGAUUCAGUGGUUCUACAAAAAUCCGUUGAGGACUUUCAAUAACCUGGAACCUACACAAAAUAGUGGACUUGCAGUGAUGAAGCAGGCACAACUCAUGGCCUCGGGACCCUCCAGCAGGGGUGAGAGGGACAGAUGUGAGUAGACAGGGGCUAGAUGGAGUAGCUCAGAGGAAGCGCUUCCUUCCAGACUGUUUGAAGCCUAACCAAAGUCGGGGGAAAUUUGUUGGGGAGAAAUGAUAGCUAAGUGGAGAACUAGAGGAUGAGCAGGGGGUAAACCAGGUGAAGAGAAGGAAGAAGAAUGUUCCUGAGAACUGGUUGACAGGGACUCGGAUACCUGGAAGACAACUUGCAAACAGCUGAAGGAUUUGAGUUCAUGAAGUGGUCAGUGACUUGCCCUUGCAUAAUCACUCAGGCUGCAGGAUGGACUGGAGAACCACCUGGGAACCACGAGAGAAGCCAUGGAGUGUGGUCAUUAGGGAUUCUGUUACGUGGGAAGAGUCGAGAGAUAUGCUGGAGGUGGACACUUCAAGAUAUGAGUGGAUGUGAGACAAGGAAGAAGGAGCAGUUCAGGACCAUUUCUUUUCUAGGUCAUUUGAUGGAGGAUAGAUCCUUUGCUAAGAAGAACACAGGAGCAGGUGUAAGUGGGAAGAGGGGGAUGAUGGCUCUGUUUUGAAAUGCUGAAAGGCCAAGCCAGGGGAGAUGCUGAUUGAUGUUGCAAAUAUACCAACCCAGAGCUCAGGUGAGAGAUUCGAGAGGGAGAAUUGGAGGUGCAGAUGGCUACUGAGACUGUGGAGGUGGGUGAUAGAACCCAGAGAAGGAGUAUAAAUGGGGAAGAAAAGGGGCCCCUGCUGGGCUGCAGAGGAAAGCUGGCAGGCAUGGAAGGAGUGGGAGGAGGCUGGGGAACGUCUACGGAGCUCCAUGGCCUGGCUUUCUUUGCCUCUGCAGCCUCAGUUGCCUCUCCUGCAAAUGAGAACCAGGACUAAGUCUGUUAGUUUGAUUCCUGCUCUGAUCCCUUCAGAGGGAGCAUGCAAAGAUGCAUCUGGAUCACUUAAAAUGAACAAAAGGAAAUAGGGAUCCAUAAUUUAAUGCCAACUGAAUGCAUGUGAACUGAUGAAUAGGCAAUUAAAGGAAUGGUCAGACAUGGGCAUGAAUUGGGAAGGAUUCCUAGAGAAGGCUGGGGUAUCUGAAAUGGCUUUGGAGAAAGUGGUUGAUUUGCUGUGAUUCCAAUCAUCCACUUCCCAAUCUGAUUCGGGGAGGCUUACGAAAGAAGAGUCACGUGACAGAAGGCCUGGGCACACGCUUUUCCAGACUCUCUCUCUCCAAGCGCAGCCACUUUCCUGGGCUGUUUAACAUGGUUUCUAGAGUUAGAAACUAUCAGAACGAUUGAUAUUUGUCCCAGGGUAUAUUUCUGAUGGGAACCCUAAGUGCAGAUAGCCCUGAGAAGCUAAGUGGGGCAACUUAAUGAUGCUCUUGGGCUCUCUCCUCUGACUUCGGGGGAUAGGAGCAUGACACAAACAUGGCUACACACUGGGAUGGUGCACUGGCUUCAACAGGGCAAGACAGAGUCAAGGAUGAUGUGCUGUGGUCCACAGAAGACAUGGCUCUAAACUGAAGCUCUUCUGGGAUGGGGAU